Molecule: messenger RNA, 1548 nt
Organism: Rana temporaria (common frog)
Lineage: Eukaryota; Metazoa; Chordata; Amphibia; Anura; Ranidae
Gene: TSLIG2
Product: chromosome 2 C2orf49 homolog
Exons: 4
Coding region: 50-715 (221 amino acids)
Biological process (GO): embryonic morphogenesis
Cellular component (GO): tRNA-splicing ligase complex
Source: RefSeq, a predicted model, not a curated record
GAGCCGUCACUUCCGGCCGAGGCGCAGGGCAUUGUGGGAGGUGCUGGUAAUGGCUCAGGUUGGUGGCCGAUCAGUGGCUAUGGGGCAGGACUGCGAUCUUUUCCUGCACCCAGAGCUGCUUUCCAGGGAUUUCCUGCUGUUGUCUCUAGAGCAGAGAAAUAUUUUAGUGGAAGACUCCGUGAGGGACAAGGAGAAAUUAACUGAAAUCUUCGUCCAGCACGCCAUGCCCCUUCCUCAAAGAGCUUUGCCGAAGAGUCGGUGGGGUAAAAUGAUGGAAAGUAAAAAAGGAGAAAAAAAGCACACCCAGCCACAGAAAAGUUUCAGUGCAGAGAGUGGAAGAAAACGACCUCUCAUAGUGUUCGAUGGAAGCUCUACUAACACUAGCAUAAAAGUGAAAAAGACAGAAAAUGGAGACACAGCUCAGACACCUGAUCCCUUGCAUAUGGAAAAAGCAAACAGUACUAUCCUAACAGAACAGCCAACCAGCCCAGUGUCCAAACUUUGUUCUCCUUCUGCCAAAGCAGUCAACACUGGUAACAAUGGACAGCAGGCCAGAAGCCCAGGAACCAAUGCAUCAACAGGCAAAGUAAAAACUGAAACACCUGCAAGUGCUGUAAAAAUAAAAAGAGCUGCUCCAAAGGAGGACCCUGAUGUGACAAGUGACGUAAAACCAACAGAAGCAAAGAAGAAGAUUACGCAUGUUACAUGGCCUUGAUUUUUACUUGGUGAAUCGUGUCUUUUUUUAAAAAAGGACUUUGGGACAGAGCACACUGGGAUGUUUGGAUCUAGUCCCUCUGCUUAGAACCUCACAGAACUGUUGCCAUGCAGUACAAAAUUCAGACUUUUUGAUGGAGGAUCAGAGAAAGUGGUUGGUCGACACAGAGACAUUACAGGACCAGGAACGCGCAUCUUCACAUGGAUCACAUCUUCACAUAUUCAUUUCUUUACAUUUCAGAGCCGUUAAGUAGUCUUUGUGUGACUGUUUGUUCCUGGUGUUUGUGUUCUGGAAAAUUGUACAGAGUAGACCUAUUUUGCGUGUUUAGAAUUCAUUAUAUUAUUUUUGUAUUCUAAAUGGUUUUGGAUUGCUGUGUCAUGUGUAGUCCUUUGAUUAAUUUGGGUUCUUUCAGGACUAUGAUGAUUUAGAGGGGGUAAAAUGCCAUAUUCCUGUAGAAUUGCCUACAGAUCUCAUUGCCAUUGGACAACCUUGUCUUCAAAAGCAGACCUUCUGUCUUUCUACCCAGCAGUGUCUUUUGAUGAACCACCUAGCUUUGGAGCAUUACCACCAUUCUUUUCCAAUUGGAACCACCCUUGGGAUUCUGUCAAGUAGAGAUGAUUUAUUUAACUUUUUAAUAAUGCACUAAUUGAAGAUUUAACUUGUAUUACAGGCUGAACUUGCCAAUUACAGUCAAUGCUUCAAAUUGAAGUUGGCUUUGAUGGGUACUCGUAGAAGGUGGGUUGAGUUGAUUAAAGUAAAUGUUGCAUAGAGGAUUUUAAAUGAGUUGGGAGGUCACUAGAAAACUUGCGAUAUCAGUUUAGGAAGGUUAAAAA